ACUCCCCAUUCCUACCAAUUUCUCCAUUCCUACCAAUUUCUUCACACAAAACUGCAGAAAAUUCACAAGUUGGGUAAUCGGAAUGGAAGCGAAGAUCGGCAGGUUCUUGGAGUCCGUCACCUCCUUCUUCUGCAGCGGUGAUCAGAUCCCCUGGUGCGAUAGGGAUGUCAUUGCUGUAAAUGUGCGGCGUGGGAUAGCCAUGCUUGAAGCAUCCUUAGCCAAUAGCAGCUCUCCUUUGCAGCAGAAAGAGAAACUCUAUCUUCUUGCUGUUGGAUAUUACAGAUGUGGUGAUUACCCAAGAAGCCGGCAGCUUGUGGGGCAAUGUUUGGAGAUGCAACCUGAUUGGAAGCCGGCUGAUGCCCUUAGGAAGACAGUCGAAGAUCGAAUUGCUAAAGAUGGUGUUAUUGGAAUUGGCAUCACUGCUACUGCGUUAGGACUUAUUGCUGGUGGAAUUGCUGCAGCAUUAGCUCGCAAGAAUUGAUGCCCCAACAAUGUCCAUAUUUAUUUACAUUCUUCAAUAAGGCCUAUGAAAAUUUUGCUGUAGCUGCUUAGAAUGUAAAACAGUUAACCAUUAGGGAUCCACCUCUUUAUCAACAGUUAAAUAAAGUGCAAUCAGCAAGUAAGGUAGACUAUACUUCACUUUCCUAUUUUGAAUAAUUUGGAAAUUAACAU
Messenger RNA from Rubroshorea leprosula, 672 nucleotides. The record is from the annotation of a GenBank genome assembly. NCBI's taxonomy places the organism in Eukaryota, Viridiplantae, Streptophyta, Magnoliopsida, Malvales, Dipterocarpaceae.